GUCCGGUCUGAGGUUUCCGGAACCCGGCGCGAAAAAAUAAAUUCAACAGGAAAACAGAAGUCGUGAGAAGGAACCGUCCCCCUUUCUUUUUUUUUUCGGAUAAACUACUUUUAAUUAAUUUACUCCUUAUAUAUAUUACAUCUAACGGUGUCGGUUUCUCACUCUUUAUAACCCGUAUUGUCAACUAAGAAGUGAUCCAUUUUUCAAGCAAAGGUUGUUUGGAGACAUGAAUCCAGAAGACGUGGUUAUCAUUCUCAGUGAUGAUGAUGAUGUGUCCAUCAACGACUCGGUCUGCAUCGUCGAAGACAUCCAGAACCACGUAUACCCAGUAGAUCCGUCUAACUGCAGCAGGUCACAUGAUCCUGAAGGAGAAGAGGACCUGGUCGUUACCUUCUGUCAGAGAGGAGAGGUGCUGCCUCACGCACGCUAUGAUUGUACCGCACACACCUUCACACCAACAGACAGUGAUGUAGGAGGACCAAUAGAAUCCAACCAGCUCUUCUGUCACCAGUGCUUCUGUUACGUCUGUGACAAGGUUGCCUCGGAGUGUUCUGUGUGGACUGUGUCAGGAGUGUGCCACUGCAACGCCCAUAAGAGGAGUGUGUUCUGGAGCAACAAGAGAGACAAGGUGGUUCUGGGAUACCUUCAGAUGUUUAACUUCAACCUGCUGGAGAUCGACAGCGACCUCCGACUGGCAGAGUCCUUACUGCUGCAGUUGGAGGAGGAGUUGUCCAAGGAGUACGCCUCCUUCCAGAGGGGCGUGGCUGUGAGGGGAUUGGCUGUCCAAUGUGCCUGUCACUGCCACACAGCCAAUCGUUUGGAAUGCGGGAACUGCCAAUCAAAUCACCUGCUGCUACUGGUCUACGAUUAUUCGCAGGUGUUUGAGUGUGUGUGCCGCUUCCUUGGACGUGCGGAGAGAGAGAGACCGAGAGCAGCAGCUGUUAUGAGACUUGGAGCAGCUCAACUCUUCAUUACACACUGUCAACCUCCUGGACCAGUGAUUUCCCAUCAUCUUGAGGCCAGGAUAGCGGAGGCCCUGCCCUUGCUGCUAACCAGGGUAAUGGAGGCGGUGCGAAGACAGAUGGUGGAGUGUGACUUCAGUCCAGAGUUUCUCCAGAAACUUCAAGGUUUCUACCAGACCCUCCCCCUACCUCCCAGCUGCAUCGCUCUGAGAAACAGGCUGUGUGUUCUCCCCUGGUCAGAUGUCCUGCUGGUCUCAGUGUUAAAGGGACAGAACGUGACGGGGAUCCGCCCGGGAAAAGGGAAGAAGGAGCCGCUGACUGAAUCUGCCGCUGUUGUCCUGCUGAGAACUGAAACAUUACAGAGACUCAACAGUGUCCAGGCGGUGCGGGAUCUGAUCCCUCUCUUCCUGAUGAAGGCCGGGGACUUUAGCUCCGCCCUCUCCUCCUUCUUCUAUCCGCCCCCUGGGGUCUGCUGCCCCGUCUGCCGCCUAACGCCACGCCUCUUCACCCUCUACCUACGCAUCAUCACCACGGCAACCGCGCCCAGCGUCACCGCUGCCAUUGCAACGCAGCCCCUCUCCCCCGACACUCCCUGGGAGGAGGUCAAAGGUGCUGUGGUUCCCAGGCAGGUUGAGGUGGUGAAGUUUGGCCUGAGGGUUCUGAAGAGCAACAUGGCUGUCUACAAGGACUCUCAGAGUUGGGCAUACUUUCUCCACGUGCUCAAUUCUCCUGCUGGUCCUCCUGACACUGCCUUUCUGACGGAGGCGAGAAACGUUACCAUGGAGAUCCUGCUGAACCAGGGAUCUCUGGGACACCUCAUCCAGAUCCCACGGACCUUCCUGAUGGUGUAUCCAGACCAGGCCCUGUUGCUGUUGGUAACUCAGGCUCUGGCGCUACGGAUCCUCCACGAACCUCUGACCCCAGCUCUACCUGUCCUCAACUAUUACAAGGGUCAUGUGUGGGCCUUGAGGUGGCUUGUUGGGUUCCUGUCUUCGUCUCCUGGAAGACUGGAGUCCUUCCUCAGAGGGGUAGCAGUGGAGCUGCACAACACUGAUGGAUCCCAGCUGUCGCCCUCCUCCUUCCCUUCUUCCUCCCUCAAAGACCAGCCUGACCCCUUCUGGCACUACUACCUCACAGACUUUAUCAGAGAGACUCUAUCUGUAAUCCCGGACUGCAGCAGACUGGACCUGGAUCAGACUGGAGUGUGACUCAGACUGGAGUGUGUGUGCGUGUGUGUGUGUGUGUGCGUAUGUAUGUGUGUGUGGGCGCGUGAGAACGUCUCUGAACACGUGGAAGCAACGAAGAAGAGGACAAUGAUAGUAUAAUAAUGUGUUUAUCUGACUGUUAAUAAGACCUUUUGUGCCUUUUUCUUUCUACAAAUAAACAGAUUAUUUUAUUUAUCCG
Oncorhynchus mykiss (rainbow trout) is the source of this 2366-nucleotide messenger RNA. The record is from RefSeq and is a predicted model, not a curated record. NCBI's taxonomy places the organism in Eukaryota, Metazoa, Chordata, Actinopteri, Salmoniformes, Salmonidae.